Messenger RNA from Varanus komodoensis (Komodo dragon), 5251 nucleotides. It is a transcript of the gene PTAFR, whose product is annotated as platelet activating factor receptor. The coding region runs from base 1043 to 2110 and encodes 355 amino acids. Gene Ontology annotation, molecular function: platelet activating factor receptor activity; G protein-coupled purinergic nucleotide receptor activity. Gene Ontology annotation, cellular component: membrane. The transcript is spliced from 4 exons. The record is from RefSeq and is a predicted model, not a curated record. Lineage: Eukaryota; Metazoa; Chordata; Lepidosauria; Squamata; Varanidae. Gene Ontology annotation, biological process: chemotaxis; G protein-coupled receptor signaling pathway.
GGUUCAAGGCGAGUGCGAAUUCCAGUUGCCAGGGACUGGGGCUCCGGUGCAGUGUCAGCUGAGCUGUAGUUGGAGGAGGCCAACAACUUAUAUAAAUUAUGCUCAGUGGCAGGAAAUUGUAAAGUGCCGCUAGAUUGAUGAUAGUGACGGCAGGAGUGCCUUUGCUAGAGCAGUGAUAGGCAAAGCAAACUGAGGCUUGAUAAGGCAUUUGAAAAGCCACCGAUGGGCAGAGGCUAGCAGUGGCUCUCUACCCGUUUGCAGAUUGCUUUCCUCUUGACCUUGCUCAAUCUGGCAUUUCCAUGGCAAUGGUGAUGACAACACCCAGUUUCUUCAUUUCUGAUGACUACGCAGGGGUCCCUCUUGGUUUGACUGUGGAACUUGGAGGGUGACAAAGAGUCUCACGCUACUGGCUUGCAGGAGGAGUGCUCGUCUGGACCUGAGGCCGUCUUACCCCUUGAUGUCCUCCUCCUACCUCGAGGCAGCCCAAGUGCAGACUUGCUUGGGAAUAUUCAUCUUCUAGACACUGAUGCUCUGGAUACAUGCUUCCAAACCAGACUGUGAUAUGCUGGUAGAAACAGAUGAUGUUGGAAUGCAGCUGUUGCCUGGUUAUGGUGGAGUCCUUGUCCAAGCGGUUUGAGAUCUGCUAUUAGCUAUGCUGCAGGAAACCUGGCUGCAGCAGAAGUCCAAGAUGAGGUGGGGAAGAGCAUGUCCAUAUUCAAGGGACAUAGCUACAACACAACCAAGGCACCAAAUGUAGUAUUUUGCGUAAUGCAGCUGACGGCCGCAACUGGCACUUACAAAGAAUGAAGCAAAAAUACUCAGGAUAAAUACUGUCAAUGCCGCUCUUAGUAUUUGAAGCAAGUCGGCCCAGAACCAUUCCCACAAUCCACACUGGCUGUAUUUGGAUGCAGAGCUGGUGACCACCAUGUCUCAGUGCAACCUCGCCAGAACUGGUACUGUCCGGAUGAGCUGGACUACGACUCCCACUGGCCAUGCAGGCUAAGAAAGCAGAAAGCAACACGCUGCAGACUAAAACAAGACCAUGACUACUCUGACGCCCAUUCAGACCACAAAUAACUCAGCCCUUCCUUUGCAUUCUUCAGAAUGCAGUGUGGAUUCUGAGUUCCGGUAUAACCUGUUCACUGUCUACUACAGCAUCAUCUUCAUUUUGGGCUUUAUAGCGAACACCUACGUACUAUGGCUUUUUACUCGAGUUUAUGCAACAAAGAAAUUGAACGAGAUAAAAAUAUUCAUGGUCAACUUGACAACAGCUGACCUGCUCUUCCUGGUCACCUUGCCAAUGUGGAUUGUAUAUUACCAUAACAAAGGGAACUGGAUCAUGCCUAAUUUUUUGUGCAACAUUGCUGGCUACCUCUUCUUUGUGAACACUUACUGCUCGGUCGCCUUCCUGGGUGUCAUAACGUACAAUCGGUACCAAGCUGUCACAAAGCCCAUUUCCACUGCCCAGUCCAGCACCCGAAGAAGAGGCAUCUACAUAACUGUAGCUAUCUGGGUCCUUAUAUGUGUCCCUUCCACAUACUUCCUCUUUGAUGAGGGGAUCACCCAAGAGGAGCACGUUAAACGCUGUUUUGAGCGUUAUGACACCAAAGGCAAUACUACCCCUGUCCUUGCUGUCCACGUGAUCAUUUGCCUUUGUUUCUUUAUUACCUUUCUAAUUGUCCUCGUAUGCAAUGUGCACAUUAUCCGGACCUUGCUUUCCCAACCCUUGAAAACGCAGAAGAGCGCCCGUGUCAGGCAACGGGCAUUCUGGCUGGUGUGCACCGUCUUCACCGUCUUCAUCCUAUGCUUUGUCCCUCAUCACCUCGUGGAUCUACCCUGGACCCUGAUGGUGCUGGAGAAAUGGAAAAUGGGGUGCUCGGCACAAAAGAUCCUGAAUGAUACCCACCAAAUAACCCUCUUCCUCCUGGGUGCCAACUGUGUUCUGGAUCCUAUCAUUUACUGCUUCCUCACCAAAAAGUUCAGGAAACACCUUUCUGAAAACCUGAAAAACAUCAAAGACAGCCGCAAGUGUUCAAAGCAAACAACGGAGACCGCAGUGGAGGGGGUGAUACCUUUGGAAGAAUAUCUCCACACCUCCUUCAAAUCGUAAAAGAAGCUGCUACAGGCACGAUGCAGCAGGUCUCCUGCGAUGCUUGUUCAGCACUCCCAUUUAGACUGGUGGGCUGGCCCAUGAGAGCUCUCUGAAUUUCUGGCAGAUGAAUGUAGGUUUUGAGUUCUUCUAUAGCGGCCAAUGCAGUAACUGGAAUGCAUGCAGAGCCAUCUAGAUAUCUUAGCUCAAGAAGAACAUGGAAUACCUUACCUUUUGUUAUUGCUGUAAAAGGAAACUGCUUAGAAUCUCUUAGGACAUCUUUUUUUAAAAGAUGGGCAUUAUGUUUGUUCUCUGGUUCAGAGACAAAUUGUACUUAGUUCUUACACUUACAACUUGAAGCUGGGUAUAGUACUUGGUUUUACACUUUCAGUCUGAAGUGGGGGCCAUGUGGGUUGUGGAGUAAUACAUCUAUAUGGAAUCAGGUUAAAGAAGCCUGGACCAGACCACGAAAGACCUUUGAAUCAAACAGAGCAUCUGCUCAAAAGUCCAACAAAUAAAUUAAAGUAUAACCCCAGUUAUGCAUUUCUGAGGCAUUACUUUAAAAACAAAAUUGGGGAAGGAAUGACAGUACUUUCAAAGUGCUAUUCUGGCUUUGGCGGGGGUGGCAGUCCCUGGUGAGAGUUGAAAAGUGAGUGGUAAAGGCAUUUUUGGCCACUCUUGCUGAGUGGCCCUGUAGCCAAUUGCUGCAAUCCAAGUUAGGGUCUCCCACCUCCAGACUACAAGACAUCCCAUUGUGGGCAAGGACAACUGUAGAAAAACCAUGUUCAUAACUGUACAAAUAAGCCCCACUGUGGAAAAUGCACCAGGUUCAGAGAACAAAGCAACCACUCACGGUCUUGUCGUGUGAACAAGGUGCUCAUUUCUAUGCUCCAACAUGCCUAAAUUGUGUCUUGUCUCUCAUUUCUUCUGCCUAUUGUUUUGCGAAAGCAUCGCUCUAAAACAAAACUUUAAAAUACAACUUUAAAACUCUGAAACAGAACUCUAUGGACACUGCUUGAGUGUCCAUAACAGUGAGGGCUUUGCUGUAUUCAUCUUGCACUGUGUUCUCCUUCCACCCCGCAGCUGGAUUUAGAACCAGAUGUGUGAUUAUUCUAGAUGUUAAAGAUUUUAUAGAAAAGCAUAAUUAUCCUCCCGGGGGCCAUCCACCGUCCCUAAUACAGCUCUGGGCUGCACUGAAUGGAACUGCACGCUGUGCGUUGCGUUAUGGUAGCUCAUUGUGUAUCCAAACAGACUUGCCUACAUGUGCCCCAGUGGCAACAUCCUCUGCUCCAGGAACAGAACUGCUGGAGAUGGAUAGCCAAGCACUUCAACUAAUUGGGAAGUUACAUCAAGACACAAAAAUACCAUGCACUGUUUAAGUACACAGUGCUUGGAAUGCUUUCACUAGAUAUUCAGAACCAUCAGCAGGGAAAGGACAGAGCAAGUACAACCAAGAGCCUGAAGGUGGCAGAAAAGCAACUUUUCAGGAAGUUGUGGGAGCCUAAAAAGCAAUAGCAACAGAAGUUUCACACAGUCUAAGGGUGGAGUUCCUUCUCAGGAAAGCCCAUGAUAUAGCAAACCAGAUGAUGCAAGAUCUGGUCUUCUCAGACAAUCACGUCUGAGAAAAUUGCACUUGUUUCUUGAGCACCCAAAACCUGCAUCCACUGCAAGAGGCCACUGAUUUCAGUGGUUCACUUGGUAAAAACCAUCUCCAACCCAAAACCCUAGAGAAAUGGAACAUACAGACAAGGCUAUUGCAUCACAGGUGGUAAAAGAAUCAGGUUGUUGCUCUUAAAUAACUUCUGCUUGUUUCAAUUCUCUGUUGGAGUGUGCACAUAUACAUGUACAAAAUCCUCUCUCCAUAUUAUUACAGAAUAAAGCUCAUCAUCUCGAUACUUAUAAAGAUCAAAUCAAGAGCCCCUUUCUAAUUAAGUUCCUCUGGAUUUAGCUGUGUUACAUCGGCAGCUUCACCGCCUUAAAAUAAGGCUGCAGUCCUGGGAAUAUUUAAGUAAAUUACAUUCAAGUUAGUGGGACAUGUUUUCAUAGUAACAUAAAAUUCAAUGCAAUUUUGCUUGCCAGGGUACAGGUCCCAUCGAAUUGAACAGUACUUACAUCUGAGGGAAUGUGUUCAAUCAGGCUGCCUACGGUCUUCUCAUUUAAUUCUACCUGGAUUUGCAUUUCAAGGCUGAAAGUGGUCAGCAGUUCCCCUAGAUCUCACAACAUUAGAACUCUGGACCAUCCAAUGAAAUUGCCUGGCUGUGGAUUGAGAAUAAAGAAAAGAAAGUAGUCCCACAUUUCAUUUUACUUAUUUUCCAGGUUUAUAUGCCACUCCAUAUUCUGGCAUGGAAAUUUCAGAGCACUGAACCAAAGAGAAAAAAAAAAAACAGGCAAAAGAAGAAAAUAGUAUGUUAAAAACUGAAACAAUUGUACAGUGUGUAUGAUUGAUGGAAUUUGCUGCUGUGAGAAGUGGCAGAGAUGACUGGAUUAGAUGGCUGUAAAAGUGGAUUGGUCAAAUUAAGAAAGGAGAAUGGGUGUACAUCUGUGCCCACUCAACACGAUUGGUAAAUAGAAUGUCCAUGUUCAGAAGCCACAGGUUAUUAAGCUGCUUGUGAGAAACAGUGAGUUGCUACCUUCAGAUGCUGAAGAAGGUCUGUGAUUAGCCUCACUAGAUGAGAUGGAGCUUUGCUCUGAAACAGUUCUGAGAUUAAUAAAAGUUCUCUUGUGGGUUUUAUGUGGAUAAAAGUGGAAUCAGCUUUUUAAAAAAUAUUAGCUUUUCUGUUUUUUCUCAGGCAGCUUGGCAAUUUGAUAAUUCUCUCUAGAAUUAUUCAUCUUAAAUUUCCUAUUACAUUUAUAGUAUUAUGUGACAAGUAUAAGAAAAGUCCAGACUGCUUCCUCAUUAUGCCUGCAUAAUGCAGGAUAGCUUAUGGUUAAAACCAUCCAGUGCUGAAACGGCAGAUUUUUUUUAAUGUGUAAAGCUAACUGGUUAAAUACUAAAACCAGAGAGUGAAGUGAAACAAGCCCAAAGGGCAUAGCUUGCCAGUAUUGCUUUUGUUCCGCAAUUCUUAAAUGUUGUUAUGAUGUGCUAAGUUGUCAAAAGCAAGAUAACCUGGAAAUUAAGCUUCUGAAAAUUUUAUAAAAAUAAAUAAAGUUCACAAAAAUGUU